Linum trigynum is the source of this 4200-nucleotide messenger RNA. Lineage: Eukaryota; Viridiplantae; Streptophyta; Magnoliopsida; Malpighiales; Linaceae. The record is from the annotation of a GenBank genome assembly.
CUAAAGGUAGGACCCGGUUAGUCAAAUAUUUGAAAUUUUUAUUAACCUGAUCUUAUUUUCAAACAUCUGAAAUGAUUAGAAAAAGUCGGUCAAACAACCAAUCAUGAAUGAUAAAAGUACGGAUAGUACAAACAAAGAUGUCGUAUAACCAUGCUAAUCUGAUGUGGUUAUAAGUAAGUACUAUAAAAAGACAUGUCGUGAUUAAUUAACUGCAUUACCGAAAAUUGCAUAUUACAGGGCAUCAACCUCUGAAGCUAACUAGUUUAUUAGGAAUAGGGAGAAGAACACAGACACUGUGAUUCGACCUCAAGCAUGAAGCAAUCAGUUACACAACGGAAGUCGUUCGUUGCGAUCGCAAUUGUGUUGUUGUUUGUUGCUCCACCAUAUCCAUGUCAAGCUUACAAUCCUUUCUAUAGGUGCUUUUAUCAUUGCAUGAGGCAUUGUGAAGCUGGAGCAUACAUAUGCAUGGACGACUGCAUUAAUCGAUGUCGUGAUCUUGAUCAACGGUUGUCUUCCUCGUAUAAUCCCGAAGGACGAAAAUUUACGAGAAAUUAUCGUCCGUGAUGGUUUGCAGCCAAGAUUUAAAGAGAGAUGGUUUAGGAGUACUUGUCUCAAGAGCUAGCUACGUACCGUUGUUGAUGAUGGUUGGUUUUUGCCCUUUUCGUUUCUGAAUAAUGAUUGUGGUGUAAAAUUAUCAUUCAUUCACAUAGUUCUUUGUCUUGUUAUUUAGGAGUAUUGGUAUAACACUUGUUCUUCAAGGACAUGGUGGCGUAUUCAUUUCAGGUUGCUGAAGAAGUGGAUGCAGGAGACAUCUCCGGUCAUCGAUCUCCUCGUGUCAACAUCUCCAGCAUAGUCCGUUUUUAAUGGAGUGAAAAAUAUAAAAAAUUUAUUUUUUUAUUUUAAUUAUUUUUUAGUUGCCACGUCACUAAGUUAACGGUCAACUUUGAGAGUUGACUGCCACAUCAGCAAAAGUUAACGGAGUUGGACGGAGAGUGACCAAACGUGAACGGUUUCAGUAAACUGAAAUACCACCAAUGGAUUUAAAUAUUUCGAGUGACCAAACUUGAACGUUUUUUGUAAUCUUAGUGACCAAUCAUGCAAUUAACCCUAUUUCUAAUGACUAAACAUGACACUUUUUAGUAAAGUCAGUGACCCAUUUUGUCAUUUACCCUUAAUAUUUUGGAAUUGUUGAAUCAAUGCCUAUCUUUGUAAAGUCCAUGAAAUAGUUGGGGUUAUAUCUUGAUGCAUGUUUAUUCAAAUCACGACUAACUACAUCCACACCAUUACAGUUGCUAAAACAUACAAUUUAUUCUACCAAUUUUUUUUAGGCAAAAUACAUUUGUAUAGCCAUAACUAUCCACUUUUUGUCAACAAUAGCCACUUUUUGAAAAAUACACAGAAAUAGCCAAUCCGUCCAAAACUUUAACGGAUUAUAUGUGAAUGCUGACUGGACUAACAGAUUUAACUGACGUGGCAUGUUUUCACCGAAAAUUGUCCAGAUGGAAAAAAAUCCUUGUUGAAUUAAUUAAAAAACGAAAAAUAAAAUUAGACUAAAACUAAAAAAAUAAAAAACAACUCCCCACCUAACAUCUUCGUCUUCCUCUCUCCCCAGAUCCCUUCCAUCGUCAAGCAACAGAGCUACAAUAUCCCAAAACCUUCUUUUCUCCGGCCAAACCCCAAACCACCACCAAUUGAAGAUCCAGAUCCCGACUCAUCUCGUUCAACUACUUCCCUGGCCAAUUUCGACCCCGCCCUCAAAAUCCCCAAUUUUGAUCGACCUUAUUUUUGUCGGAGAAUCCCUAAGGUUCACAGAAUUGAGAACUGCCCAUCGAAAUCCCCAACUCCGUUCAACUCUCUUCCCAUGAAAAUGACGUUGUUCAUUCGCGCAUUUCACCUCCAGGUCUUCUCCUUCAUCUGCGCCAACGAGAUCUAGUCAUGCUCUGCCGCCUCUCUAAACCAGGGAGUCGCCGCCGUCGACAAACCCAGGGGACCAUUUAUGAAGGCUCGCGGUCACCGUUGCCUGAUUUUGCGAUGAGAAGAAAACAAGGAUUGAGUAGCGGGAGUGCUCAACAGAUUGGGGAAGAAGGUAAACCUCUGUCUAUUUCGCUUUCUAUUGUCGGAGAUCUUCGAUUGGAGUUCUGGGUUUCUUCUUCAAGUUCUGCGAUUGGGGAUGAAGGCGAAGAAUCGGCAUUGGAGUUAUGAGUUCUUCUUCGUCAAAUCGGGUUGUAGGUUUCUGUGUUUGGAUUCUUCUUUAUCUAUGUGAUUCUGGGUUUUAGAUUGUUCUUCGCCUAUUUGGGUUUGAUGGGUAAAGGGUUUGGGCCUUGGGGUUCUUUUUUGCGUUGGUGGUGGAGUUAAGAAAAAAUUGCUCAAAAACAAGUUGAUAUGUAGAUGCAGAAAAUCCCCAGUUCAGGGGAAGAAAUUAAUAAUUCUCUAAAAUAUUUUUUUAGAAAUAAUAUUUUUUUAAUCUGACAUGGCGAACACGUGGCAUGAUAUGGCAAAUGAGAGUUGAUGUGGAAGCUGAUGAAGUGCCACCCCAUUUUAUUAUUGACAGAAGUUGACGGCAUCUCUAACGCCGUCAACAUUUAUAACAAAAAUGGCUAAAUUUGUCAAAUGUAGUAUUAAAAUUUGGCUAUAUCUGUGUAUUUUUCAAAAAUUGGCUAUUAUUGUCACAAAGUGCAAAGUUAUGGCUAUGGAGGUGUAUUUUGCCUUUUUUUUAAUAUGAAAGAAUUACUAAACGCCAAAAAUGAAUCCAAAUUAAGUUUUAAAAAUGUCAAUGUUUAGUCUUGCAAAUUGCUAGGAAUGACAACAAGGUGUGAGAUCACUUCCUAUUUUGAAAAGAGAGUGAUACAAUUAAUAAAGUUAAUAUAAUAUGAGUGGCGAAAAUUCAUAUUUACUAAUAGCUAGCAAGGAAAGUUGGCAAAAAACAAAAAGCUUAUCAUGAGAAGAACCAUUAAUUAUACAUACAUUGAGAUCAAACAAAUCACUAAAGGUAAGAUAGUCUAACGAUAAAGUUGUCGCGUGAAGGAUUGGGAGUUGCAGAUCUCAGGUUCAAAUCCAAGCGAGCCCCGUUGGUGUUCUCGGAGGUACACGGCUGCUAGGGGCGAAGCCCCGUUGACAUCGAAUUUGAUUGCAAGUGGCUCCUAGGUUUAGUAGGACCCUCUGUCACAAAGUGGCACGUGGGGCUGAGUUCCUGGGUAAUAAAUAAAAAAUUGAGAUAAAACAAAUCGAUAAUAUAUAAAAAAAGAACUAGAUUGUAUGGCUUCUCAUAUUGCUCAUAAUAGAUUAAUUUAUAUAAGAAUUAAAUCAUAAUAGACGAGACUAAGAAAAUCAUAUUGUACCCGCCGCAAAGCGCGGGCCAAUUAACUAGUUAUAAUAACAAGUUGAAAAAGGAUAGAGAGAAGAUUGGGAUAAAUUCCAAGCCAGUCUAUUUUCUGUUUUAGUUUUUACCAUUACAGUCAACAACAAUAUCCAAGUAAUUAAAUGUGUUCCUGAAACAUUAUUAUUAUUAGAUUUCUACAAUCUCAAUAUAUGGUAUGAUCUUAAUUACGACAAUAAAGGCCGAAUAAUAUCCUACCAAAUACAAUCCCAUUGCCUGCCUUGGAUUUUGAUUAUAAAAAUCGCCAAAAUGAUAGUCUCUUCCUACAACCAUACCAUUUCCUUGUCUAACUUGUGAAAAUGAAGACAUUUGCUGCCAUAACGGUGCUUACGUUGCUACUACUUGUCGUGUCACCUUCAUGUCGUGCUGAUGACGACGUCGGCGGGGAUCCUUUCUGGUCGUGUUUUAACAAAUGCAUGAAGUUUGCUUGUAAAGGAACGGAGGAGGAUUGUUCCGAUCUUUGCUCCGACGGAUGCAUGACCGGCGAUGAACCUCCCCUCUCUAAACAUACACAUGCCCAAAACAAUGCUUUUGGGAUAGGCCAACAAAAUUAAGGGUGCUUGGUUGUCAUCGUUACCGUGUCAUUUGUUCUUGUUUAGUUUCCGCAUCAAUGAAAUUUGUGAUCCAUAAGAGAAAUGGGUUUUUUUAAUUUUUUUACUCUUCUUUGAACUUGAUUGUUAACCACUGAAAAUUUGAUAAUUUGUGUAUAGAGGUGGAAAAUGGAUUAAUCCAUGGAUCAAAUCAGGGGUGGACCCAAGGGCAGUGGCGGACCCAUAAAUUUUUCAUAGGGUGUCCUAUAUUAAAAAUAAAUUAAAUAGAAAUAA